Messenger RNA from Adineta ricciae, 1338 nucleotides. Lineage: Eukaryota; Metazoa; Rotifera; Eurotatoria; Adinetida; Adinetidae. The record is from the annotation of a GenBank genome assembly.
AUGAUCUCGAGUGGAGUUUUCCACAAAACGUUCAAGUUAUUUUUUUCCAUGUCCCGUAAACUUCCUCAACCUCGGCCAACGCAAACAAAUGCUACUAGUGGUUUGAAAGACUUGUCCAAUAAGUUUUCUAAGGUUCAAAUCAAUAAAAAACCAGCUAAUCGGCAAUCUUCUUCGAAAGCAGCUGCUCUUGAUAAUCUCAUCGAAUCAAUUAAAAACGGGAAAUACAAACGCAUUGUUGUUCUAGCCGGAGCAGGAAUUUCAACACCCAGUGGUAUUCCUGAUUUUCGAACACCAGGAACAGGCUUAUAUGACAAUCUUCGACGUUAUAAUAUUCCGUAUCCAGAAGCGAUCUUCGAACUGGACUAUUUCUACCGUAAUCCGAAGCCAUUCUUUCAUUUAGCGAAAGAACUUUAUCCUGGUCGAUAUCUUCCGAAUGUAAUUCAUUAUUUCAUUCGAUAUUUACACGAUCAGAAUAUUCUUCAUCGUGUCUACACACAAAAUAUUGAUGGACUCGAACGAAUGGCUGGAAUUCCAGCUGACAAGAUUGUCGAAGCACAUGGAACAUUUAUGACCGCAACUUGUCAACGCUGUGGCCAAAAAUAUGCAUCCGAAGACAUUCGUCAGCGAAUCUUCGAUGAUGAAAUACCAAGAUGUACGAAAAGUUCUCGGUGCACUGGUGUGAUCAAACCAGAUAUUGUUUUCUUCGGCGAAGAUCUUCCACGUCGAUUCGAUAUGUACUCACGUGAUCUACCCAACUGUGAUUGCUGUAUUGUAAUGGGUACUUCGUUAGCUGUUGCACCUUUUUCGGACAUUGUCGAGUCAGUCUCACGUUCAACGGUGCGCCUGUUAAUUAAUCGACAAGUUGUCGGAACGUUCCUAUCCCCGCGAACACACGAUAUAACCAUGAUUGGCGAUUUAGAAAUGAAUAUUAAAGAAUUGCUCAAAAAUUUAGAUGUCAUUGAUCAAGUCAUGGAAUUAAUGAAAAAAGAGAAUGCUGAUAACGAAAAUAAACGACCGAUCCCAGUGAAAAUUUCAACAACGAAUGAACAACUCAAAGCAGCGGAGAAAUUUCUCGAACAAAAAUCUAAUUUAGCACCAUUAUCUCAUUCCCGACAAGAAACUCGUACGACGACCGAAUCGAGAACUGUGUAUAGUGAAUCCACGAAAACGAUCGUUGAAAAGCACAACAAUGCCUUGAUCUUCAAUCGAAAGGGAACGAAACCAGUUUUACCGGUUAUUUCAUCGAAAAAGGUCUCAUCGCCAUCGUCUUCAUCUGAAUCGUUGGACAGUUCGUUGUCAGAAAGUGAUUUAAAGCCGUUUGGUUUUAAACGAAAAUGA